GCAGAAAACAGGGUCCAUGGCGCCUUCCUGGAGAUGAGGGAGAGCCUGGGAAGAGCCGCUGCCAGGGCCUCCCCGCCUCCGGCUCUCCUUCCACUCUUGUCCGUAACUCAGAGGGUCAUCAUGGGGACAGCCAGGAACCACCAAAUGGAGCUGAAACUCCCGCUCCUCGAGAAACCUAAGACCCUGAGAAACUACAGCCAGCCUGAGGUUCUCCGUCACACCUUCGAGACUCUGUCCAGCCUUCACAAGUUGCUUCCCAAUCGUCUGAUGGAGCUGCUCCACUCCUGCAAGAGUGAGGAGGACAAGAAAAAAUGUGAGAAUUCUGAAUUCUCUGGCUUAGAAAGGAUCUUGGAAAGACAUCAAUUUCCAAGAGAGAUUAAUCUGACCCCCAAACCAAGCAGUAUGCCCCUGUGGAGAAGAAAACAAAACAACAACGCCAGUCAGGGGUGGAAGAAGUGCCGCCUGUGGCAUAAGAACACAAAGGAGCCUCCAAUGUCAACCAUAGUUGUCAGGUGGCUGAAAAAGAACAUGCGACCCACCGAAGACCUGGCCUCGGUCACGCAGAGGCUGUUGGCGUUUGGGCCGAUCGAGUCGGUGACCCUGUGUGGGCGGCAGAGCGCCGUGGUGGUUUUCAAAGACAUGGUCUCGGCCUGCAACGCGGUGAACGCGUUCCAGAGCAGGGCGCCGGGGAGCAUGUUCCAGUGCGCCUGGCAACAGCCGUUCAUGUCGAGGGAGCUGAGGCUGCCCCCGACCAACAGCCAGCGGAAACUCCCCAGGCGCGUCUGACAUUUGUCCUUCACCAAGGCUCCAGCACAAUACAAUCACAGCACGGGUAUUUGAGCGCUGAAGGAAGGCACAGCGAGCUUUAUUGGGCGCGGGGGCUGACAAGCGUAACCGCGGUAUGACGCUUCCCCGGAGGUGCCCGGUGGGGCCGCCGGCAUCAGAGCUUCGCCUUCCUGGACAGGAAGCUCGCGAUGGCAUUCAUGCACUCGUCUGACAGCCACCUCUCCCUCAGGACGCUGCUUUCUUCAGCGUUGACUGCGUGCAACUUUUCUUUUUCCUGCUUUCUGAUGAUCUGCCUGGAAAUUCUCAAGGCCUGAAAAAUCAAAACCAACAGUUGGCUGAAGAGGUAUUCUAAGAGGAGUUGGGAUCAUUCUAGAAUUCUGACGCUUGUGUGGCUCAUUGUUCCUUUGAUCCUGUGACACCUUAUAAGGGCUGCGUUCUGAGCAGCGAGGACAUGAGGCAGUCACUCACCGGUGGGCGCAUGAAGAAGUGCAAGCAUCCCCGUGAAGCUCACCUGUCUGCCUGCUCACCUGGGCUCCAGGCCAGAAGUCCCAGCAGAGGCGGCCGAUCAGCCUCCUCAGUCACGGCCAGGAGGAACUGCCCUUCUGUCUCCACAUCCCAGGAGUGGAGCAGCCACUGGAAAGCUUUUCGGAGAAAACGUGCUGAGAAGGAAGGAACAUAAUCAGAAAACAAAGGAGCCAAGCUUGCUAAGCGCCACAGACAGCCUGAAGUGCAGCUAUGAUGUCAUGAUACAUCUGCGUGAAAGAGGAAAGACGAGGAAAGGAGAAAACUGAAAAUGAUCAUCCCUACCCAGGGGGUCCUCUCCACGUCGAUCUGCAAGCCCGCUCUCUUCAAACUGCCAAGUGCUUACCUCGGCUGUAUUUACAGAACCCAAAAGGAUGCUGACACGCUACGGUUUUUGAGUGAAACAGAGGAAGCCAAGUAAAGCAGGACAGACUCCCGGGGCAGACAGCGUUA
Odocoileus virginianus texanus is the source of this 1761-nucleotide messenger RNA. Its product is annotated as testis expressed protein 56. Lineage: Eukaryota; Metazoa; Chordata; Mammalia; Artiodactyla; Cervidae. The record is from RefSeq and is a predicted model, not a curated record. Gene Ontology annotation, molecular function: nucleic acid binding.